This is a messenger RNA of Ylistrum balloti, 1152 nucleotides long. RefSeq names its product nuclear receptor subfamily 2 group E member 1-like. The record is from RefSeq and is a predicted model, not a curated record. Lineage: Eukaryota; Metazoa; Mollusca; Bivalvia; Pectinida; Pectinidae. Gene Ontology annotation, molecular function: RNA polymerase II cis-regulatory region sequence-specific DNA binding; nuclear receptor activity; zinc ion binding. Bases 1 to 1152 code for a protein of 383 amino acids. Gene Ontology annotation, biological process: anatomical structure development; positive regulation of transcription by RNA polymerase II; cell differentiation. The transcript is spliced from 8 exons.
AUGACCAUGAACAACAAAACACCUCCCGUAUCAAGUCGAAUACUCACAGAUGUCCCAUGUCGAGUCUGUCAAGAUCAUUCAUCAGGAAAACACUACGGAAUAUUCGCCUGUGACGGAUGUGCUGGCUUUUUUAAGAGAUCCAUACGACGAAACAGGCAAUAUGUGUGUAAAUCUAGAUCUCAAAAUAACUGCCCGGUUGACAAAACACACAGGAACCAGUGUAGGGCGUGCCGACUUAACAAGUGUAUCAAAGUAGGAAUGAACAAAGAUGCUGUUCAACACGAAAGAGGUCCUCGUAGUUCCACACUUCGACGCCAGGUGGCAAUGUAUCUGAGGGAAUCGUCUGAAAUAAGUUCCAUAAUGGCCAGCAAUUCUCUUCCACCUCCGUACUUCCCAGGUGGUUACUAUAUGAAGCCAGUUUGUGACAGCAUAGCUGUCCCGGUCAGCUCCCAUGAUCAUCCCGUAAUGUCUCCUCCUGGCCUGAUUCUACAACCAACCCCAAGGUACCCACAGGAACUGCUGCCGACUUAUAUUAACAAUCCCGAAACAAUAUGUGAGGUGGCUGCCCGGCUGUUGUUCAUGAGUAUAAAAUGGACCAAGAAUGUACCUGCCUUCAUAAGUCUCCCUCAACGGGACCAGACAAUCCUUCUGGAGGAAAGCUGGAAAGAAUUACUCGUCCUCAACAUUUGUCAGUUUCAACUCCCUGCAGAGGCUAUACUUGGUGCAGCAGGGAGGCAUCCAGAAGCUGCCGGGAGUUCGGAACAGGUCGCCUCCAUUAUGACAGAAAUUCGAUCCCUCCAGGAAACGAUGACCAAAUUUAAAUGUCUUAAUGUAGAUCCCACGGAAUACACUUGUCUUAAAGCCAUAGUUCUUUUCAAAACAGGAAUACACAGGUCUCCAAAUGACGUCAAGACUCUUCGAGAUUUCCACGCUGUUGCCACUCUACAAGACCAGGCUCAAUUAACUUUGAACAAGUACAUAGAAACUGCAUAUCCAUCACAGCCAUUUCGGUUUGGAAAGCUACUUUUACUACUUCCGUCUCUUAACGCCAUAUCCGGGAAAACAAUUGAGGACAUGUUUUUCAAGAAAACCAUAGGUCACAUCCCGAUUGAAAAACUUAUUAUUGACAUGUUCAAAUCAGGAGAAAUUUAG